CAGGGGCGGUGGACUUUAGCAAAGACCAGGGUUGGGACGGGGUUGCCGAACAGAUUCUCUAGCCAGGGAGACAUAAGGCUGUCCUCUGGUGUGUGACUCUGGGACAGCUGAGAUUUGAUCACUGUGGCCCGAUAAAACGAUUGCAAAAUUGGCGCAGCGAGUCAAGUCAUCUGCGGCUAGUAUGGCACCGCGGCAAAUGGCACAAGCAAUUCAGGCACAAGCAAAACCAAGAAGUCAGAUCCACAAGCAAAAUGCCAGUGACGCUGGACUUGGAAUUGAAACGUGAUUCAGCAGAGUCCUCCAGUGAAGCAUUGCCUAAUGUAUUUCCUGUGGCCAAUUGGUGAUUAAAUUUUAAUAAUUUUAUUUUGAUAUUAUUUAACCUCUAUCGGUAUUUCCAUCUUCGCAGUUAUUUAUUUUUUUUUGGAGCCAUCCAGAGACACAGAUUUCGCUACGAACUGGAGUAGUAUAUGUAGACUUCAAGAUCACCGAAAUUUGAAAUUUAUUUUGGUUCUGGUUGGAUUCUUAGUUUGUUAGUACGCUUUGUCAGAUUUGUUUGAACAGGUGCUGUUGCCCUCUUCCUCGCAGUCCGCCAUACUCAGCUAGUCUAUAGCGUCUCACAAGAUCUAUAUAAUCUAUAAAAGCCAUAGGCUUAACUGAUCUUAAUUUGUCCAAAGUAUCAAACUAUCUUAUCUUACAAUACUUCAAAAAGAAUAGUGUAUGAAUUAUUAUUAUCGUCAUUAAGUUUAUUUCCACAUUAUAAUCUACUAUAGUCUUACUAUAGCCAUAUACUCACAUCUCAUUCAGACCCCAUGUCUCCCAUAACUCCGGCUGAAAAGUUGGCCAAGUCCACCACGUUCACGCAUCUCACAGCUACCACAAGCAAUAACAAUAUUGACGCUUCCAGCGUCAACUCCGAAACUCCCUUGCACGAUGAGACAGACUUGACAUACGGUCCUCAACAGCACAAGGGCGCUCCGCCAGCUCCGCCAGCUCCCCUCCAUAAACUCGCCUCCAGGCUCACGUCUGUCUCCACCAGGCGUGGCGAACAGCAGGCGCUUAUUUCGCACCAGGAGCUCACAACUUUGCAUGACCCCAAGUCGCUCAAGACACUCCAUGAUUUGGGAGGCUUCAACAGACUCUUGUCACUCUUGAACACUGAUACCUUCCGGGGUUUGAACGACACCGACUCCAGCGAUGCGGCUUUCCGAGUACAUAACUGGGGUGCCAACAGAUUGCCUACCAAACGCCAGAGAUCCUUCUUCCGCUUAUGCUUUGAAGCAUUGAAGGACAAGGUGUUGAUUCUCUUGUCUGUAGCAGCAGUUGUCUCGCUUGCUUUGGGACUCUACGAGACCUUUGGUGAGGGAACCAUGUACGAUGACGAGGGCAAACCGAUGCCCAAAGUCGACUGGGUGGAAGGUGUAGCAAUUUUGGUUGCUGUAGCCAUUGUUGUAUUGGUUGGUGCUGCCAACGACUACCAAAAAGAAAGACAGUUUGCUCACUUGAACGCGAAGAAGGAAGACCGUGAGUUGAUCGUAAUACGAAAUGGCCAGCAGAAGCUCAUUUCCAUAUACGACUUGUUGGUUGGUGACAUCAUAAACUUGCAGACCGGUGACGUUGUGCCUGCUGACUCCAUUUUGUUCCAGGGUGAAGUUGAAUGUGACGAAUCGGCUUUGACUGGUGAAUCCAAUACCAUCAAGAAAGUUCCUGCCGAAGAGGCCAUGGAAUUCUACAAGCUGCAAUUGCCUACUAAUGAAGAUGUAGGUUCUACCACUGUUAAGUUCAAGGACCCCUAUUUGAUAUCAGGAGCCAAAGUACUUUCUGGUCUUGGAAAUGCCAUUGUUACAGCCGUGGGUGUCAACUCUAUUCAUGGAAGAACCAUGAUGAGUUUGAGUCACGAGUCUGAAUCGACUCCCUUGCUGGAGCGUUUAGACAAUUUGGCUGAGGGUAUCUCUAAGUACGGUUUCUUAGCUGCCCUAUUAUUGUUCUUCAUCUUGCUCAUCAGAUUCUGUGUCAACAUAUCUGGUGACCGUUCGUUCAGCCAUCUCAAGAGCGCUGAAAAGGGUAAAAAGUUCUUGGACAUAUUAAUUACCGCAAUCACCAUCGUAGUUGUGGCUGUUCCUGAAGGUUUGCCCUUGGCUGUAACGUUGGCUUUGGCGUUUGCUACAACCAGAAUGGCCCAGAACGGUAACUUAGUCAGAGUAUUGAAAUCGUGUGAAACUAUGGGUGGUGCCACUGCUGUUUGUUCUGAUAAGACAGGUACUUUAACCGAGAACAGAAUGAGAAUCGUUAAAGGCUUCUUUGGCUUGGACGCUGCUACCAACUCUCCUCUACAAUUCGACGAUACUAUUGAAGGCAAUGGACCAAAGUCUCCCGAAAUCAUCAGUAAGUUGUUUGAUGACUUCAAGGUCUUCCUUUGCACUAACAUCACUCUCAACUCCACUGCCUUUGAAAAUCCUGACUACGACGAAGCCAAGGAAUCACUUGCCAGAACCAAGCCAAAGCCAAGAUCUUUUUUCUCUCAGUUGUUGUCCAAAAACAAGACUAACCCAGUAGAGUUGGGUGUGAGCUCUGAACCAUACUUAGGAAACAAAACUGAAUCCGCAUUAUUGAUAUUGGCCAAACAGAGGUUCGGUUUGUUCCAGGACAAGCCUUUAGAGCAACAUCGCCAAGAAGGUGCAAAGGACAUCGUUCAAAUUAUUCCGUUCGAAUCGUCCAGAAAAUGGGCUGGUAUAGUCAUGAAGAUCGAGAAUGGUUACCGUGUUUACGUCAAGGGUGCAGCUGAAAUCGUGUUCAAGAACUGUGGCUACCAAUACAACAACGAAGGUAACUUGAUCACUUUGGACAGAAACAUGCGCGAUUUGUCUUUAAGCAAGAUCGAUGAGUUUGCCAACGAUGCCUUGAGAGCUAUUGCAUUGGGUCACCGUGAUUUCGUUGGUGUCAAGAACUGGCCACCUGCUGAAUUGGCUAGUGCUGAUAACAAGAACGAAGUCGACCCAGCUUUGCUUGUUUACGUAUCGUCAAACGAGUCUUCCAAGCCUUUUAUCUUGGACGCUUUGGUUGGUAUCCAGGAUCCAUUGAAGGAAGGUGUUCCUGAAGCUGUAUUGAAGUGUAAGCAUGCCGGUGUCACUGUCAGAAUGGUUACUGGUGAUAACUUGAUCACUGCCAAGGCGAUCUCUAAGGGAUGUAAUAUCUUGACUCCAGACGACUUGUCUAACGAAUAUGCCUUUAUGGAAGGUCCAGCAUUCAGAAAGUUGUCAGUAGAAGAAAGAAACUUGGUUGUUCCUCAAUUGAGAGUGUUGGCCAGAUCUUCGCCCGAAGACAAGAGAAUCUUGGUAGACACCUUGCGUAAGUCUGGCGAAGUUGUUGCUGUAACUGGUGAUGGUACCAAUGAUGCUCCUGCCUUGAAGUUGGCUGAUGUUGGGUUUUCCAUGGGUAUUGCUGGCACUGAAGUUGCCAGAGAGGCCUCGGAUAUCAUUUUGAUGACCGACGAUUUCACCGAUAUUGUUCAAGCCAUCAAGUGGGGUAGAACUGUUGCCACUUCUAUCAAAAAGUUUAUUCAGUUCCAGUUGACUGUCAACAUCACUGCCUGUGUCUUAACGUUUGUUUCGGCCGUUGCUUCUUCUCAAAACCAAUCCGUUUUAACUGCCGUUCAGCUUUUGUGGGUCAACUUGAUUAUGGAUACAUUAGCAGCACUUGCUUUGGCCACCGACAAACCUGACGACUCGUUCUUGAACAGAAAGCCAGCCGGCAGAACUGCCCCUUUAAUUUCAACCUCUAUGUGGAAGAUGAUUUUGGGUCAAUCUACCGCUCAGUUGAUCAUCACCUUCAUCUUACACUUUGCCGGCCGUCAGUUGUUCUUCGGUGGUGCUACCACUGACAACCACCAGGACAAGCAGUUAGAUGCCAUGACUUUCAACACUUUCGUCUGGUUGCAAUUCUGGAAGUUGUUUGUUACAAGAAAAUUGGACGAGGCGGAUGAAGUCACCACUGUAAGAGGUAGAAUCACACGUGAAAACUUGGAUUUCUUCCAGCACUUGUUUAGAAACUGGUACUUCAUCACCAUUGCCGUUAUCAUUGGAGCUGCUCAAAUAUUAAUUAUGUUUGUUGGUGGUGCUUCUUUCAGUAUUGCUAGACAAACACCAGGAAUGUGGGCCACCGCUAUUUUGUGUGGUUUCAUUUCGAUUCCUGCCGGUCUUCUUAUCAGAAUUAUUCCAAACAUUUGGGUUGAAAAGAUUUUCCCAACGAAGGCGUUUAACGAAUUGCUCUACUAUGUUGGUUUCAACUGGUUGAGCGCCAAGAAGAGAGCCAUCCACAGCGGCAAGGAAGUCGAAGAAGACGUAGACUUGGAGAAGUCAUCCUCGUUGUCCAGUACCGAUAACAGAGCCGAGAAGGUGCUUGAGCCUAACCAAAAGUAGACUACAUUUACUAAUAGCAUUCUUCUACGUAGAUUUAAUUUAUACAUUGCAUGCAUACUAAAAUGUGGAUAAUACACAUCUGUAAAUAUAAUUGAGUGCCAAUAUAGGCUUAG
Scheffersomyces stipitis CBS 6054 is the source of this 4528-nucleotide messenger RNA. RefSeq names its product calcium-transporting ATPase (gene PMC1). The record is from RefSeq and is a predicted model, not a curated record. The coding region runs from base 810 to 4415 and encodes 1201 amino acids. Gene Ontology annotation, biological process: intracellular calcium ion homeostasis; calcium ion transmembrane transport. Gene Ontology annotation, molecular function: ATP binding; ATP hydrolysis activity; P-type calcium transporter activity. The transcript is spliced from 2 exons. Gene Ontology annotation, cellular component: intracellular membrane-bounded organelle; membrane. Lineage: Eukaryota; Fungi; Ascomycota; Pichiomycetes; Serinales; Debaryomycetaceae.